AUGUUUCUCCUCACUAAACGAAAUCUUGGUCAAACAAUAGCUGAGAUUUUUCUUGCUUGUGUAUUCAUGGGUCUCCUGCUUGGCAUGCGUUUCGUUCUCGAUCGUGAUUUCAAUCCUGCCUAUCAAAUACCGAGUUUUUACCCACAAGAUUCCAUGUUAUUUAGCGUGCUAGACGCUAACAUUACCUAUUACUAUCCCAUACAAGGUCUGUCUAAUCUAAAUAUUUCUUCACUAUCCAAUGAUAAACAAGCAACAAUUUAUGCUUUUAUCUAUUUCACAAAUAUCAAUUCUUGUCUCAGUCCAUCCAGCAUGCCAGAUGCAAUAAGCUAUACUUUACGCAUGCAAGAAAAUGGUUCAUAUUAUUAUCGUGCUCAAUCUGUAAAGAUUAAUCCAAAUAUUUAUCGAUGGAAACGUUCUCCCGAAGAUUUUUGUCAAGAUAAUAGUACAACUGCUAUGUACAAUACUGCAUUUUUGGGCAUUCAAUAUUUCAUUGAUUUAUCAAUUAUUCAAUAUUCGACAAAUAUCAGUCAAAAUUCAUUGAGUAUAUUCAUGAACCAUUUUGGUUGUCCCGCAUAUUUUUAUGAUGCAUUUCAAUCGGAAUUCGGAUUUUUUAUUCCUAUCCUAUUCUCAUUUAUUUUUAUCAUGACAUUCAUACUGAAUGUGGGCUAUAUUGUUGAUGAACGUCGAAACAAAGCGAAAGAAUAUUCACGUAUAUUUGGUCUUCGCACUUGGAUUAACAAUUUAGUAUGGGUCACUCGUUCAAUGUUUAUCUAUAUUGUGUUAUGUAGUCUUUUGACUGGAUUCAGUGUACUUGUUCUACCAAGUUCGAAUGCAACAUCGAAGAGUGUUGACAAAGCCGUAUUUAAUUCUACUCAUUGGACAGUGAUAUGGACGGUUUUAUUUGUUUAUUCGAUUCAAUUGUCAACUUUUAGUGUUUUCUUUGGACAAUUCUUUAGUCGUCCAUUACUAGCAAAAUUUCUUGCGUUUACUAUAUGGAUUUUAACUUUUAUCGAUUUUUAUAACAACAUACCAGUUGUCAUUCGAUACUUGAUGUGUUUCUUUCCUAAUACUGGCCUCUUGUUUUGCUUGGAAGUUAUUCAACAAUAUGAACGCAAGAGUGACAAUAUGACCACAUUUAAAGAUUUCUAUUCUAACCUAUUUACCUAUCCGCUUUACAUCGGUAUUUGUCUUCUACUUAUGAUUGCCUAUUCCAUUAUCUAUAUGGUAUUGGCUGUAUAUAUUGAACGUAUUAAUCCGGGUCAGUUCGGUGUAUCACAACCAUUCUUUUAUCCAUGUUUGCGAAAAAAUAAAAUAUCAAAAACAAUACCGAUUAGUGAUUCAGACGAAAAUGGUAGCUUGCCAACGAAUAGAAUUACUAAAUCUAAAAUUUCUAAACAUGAUCAUUGGAUUGAGAUGGAUUCAAAAAUCAGUAGGAUUUAUCCAUUGAUUCGUAUCAAACAUUUGGCAAAGGAAUUUGGCCGAUUCACAGCUGUUUCUGAUUUUUCUUUUGAUUUUUAUGAAGGUGAAGUAUGCGCUUUAUUAGGACACAAUGGUGCAGGCAAAACAACAAUUACAUUCAUUCUCGUUGGUAUGAUGGAGGCAACAUCGGGUUGUGUUCUUUUACAAGGUCUGGAUCAUCGAAUACACAUUCAACAAACGCGAAAAAUGAUCGGUUUCUGUCCGCAAUACGAUAUUCUAUACGAUAAACUAUCAGUUCAAGAACAUUUAGAAUUAUUUUCACAAAUGCGUAAUUUGAACCGAACAAAAAUCGAUGAAUCAAUAGAUAAGAUUCUAGAUUUGAUAGGACUUGUAAAUGAUCGACGUACACUUUCAAAAGAUUUAUCCGGUGGUAUGAAACGUCGAUUGUCAAUUGGCAUAUCGUUAAUAGGUGAUCCAAAAAUACUCAUUCUCGAUGAACCAACUAGUGGUGUUGACCCAUAUAAUCGUCGUCUCAUUUGGAUGAUCAUUCGAAAGAUGAAAGAUAUUGGUAAAUGUGUAAUUCUAACCACACAUUUUCUCGAAGAAGCCGAUAUUCUAUCUGAUCGUAUUGUAAUUAUGAGUCAUGGUCAGUUACAAGCGAGUGGUACGCCAGAUUUUCUCAAACAACAGACAGAUUACGAAUAUCGUCUUUUUAUUGACAAACAAGAUGCGUGCAAUAGAGAUAUUAUCGUUCAAUCCGUUCAACAAAUUAUUCAAACGGUCGAUUUAGAACGUGAAACGUCAUCUGAACUUGUUUUUGGUAUUAAGCGUGGCUCAACACAGCAUAUUGCUGAAUUGAUCCGUUGUCUCUCUGAACAACAGCAACAACUUGCUAUCAACGGUUAUGGUUUAUCAAUGGCAACGAUUGAAGAAGUCUUUCUCAGUCAUAUAUCUGGUAUUCGUCUUGUCUACAAUCAAAUAUGGGCAUUGUUUGUCAAACAAUUAAUUCUUACUCGUCGACAAAUUUCGUUUCUCAUCGGUUUCUUUUUAAUACCAAUGCUUCUCGAGAUUUUAAUCGUAGCUAUUUUACCUACACCAGCUACUAUUCAAACAUCAAUUUUACAAAAUGAACGUGUCGUCGAUGCUCAAGUUCAAUUACAACCAUCUAUUUAUAAUCCACAUACUAUUAUUAUCUAUGCGAAUAAUAAUGCUAGCAGUGCUCUUUUACGUCUCAAUACUUAUUUAACGAAUACAAAUGCAACUAUCGAUCAAAUAUCUACAAAUACAAUUGUCAACAAAGUUGUAUCGGAAUGGACAGAAUCUGAGGAACUAUUUGUAAAUAAAUAUCAGAUGGGAUUUGGUCUUUUUAAUAAUUUAACAUCAACUAAUCUGUUAUUGACAUUUGAAGUCUAUUUUUCAACUGUAAAUUAUCAUACAAUGGCAACAAGUCUGAAUGUUGCUACCACAAAUCUAUUUCAAUUCUAUGCAAAUUCAUCAUUGAAAAGCAUUGUGACAACGAACCAACCGCUAUUGACAAAUAAAAAACGCUUAACUGGACAAGAUCUUUUUUUUGAAAUGAUCUAUUGUUUCGAUACACUUCCAUUAUCAUUAUUUAACUUUAUUAAUAGCAUACUGGCUGCAAUAUUUAUUGGUAUUCUUUCAUCGAAUGUAAUUCGUGAACGUUUAACUCAUUCAAAAGAUCUUCAAUUAUUGACUCGCUUGUCUAAAGUUACCUAUUGGUUUUCUACUGCUAUAUACGAUUUUACUCUAUGUUUAAUCCUAUGUUCCAUAUUAACCAUUAUUGUCAAGAUCAGUGCUGUAUAUCGAGUUGAUUCGGGCGCAGAAGUUGAAAUCUAUGUAUCCAAUCAACAUAUUGGAUAUUUUUUUCUAAUUUUUCUUCUAUAUUCAUUGGCAUCAUUACCGUUUGUCUAUGUAUACUCUUUCAUUCCGGGAACGGAAUUAAUCGGUUUUGUUAUCUAUUUUAUUGUCAAUGUACUUGUAUGUUUUGUCGAUGUUGUUCUUGGUUUCAUAGGAGUAUUUUCCGGCAGUCAAACAUUACCAAAUGGAGCUAAAGUGAAUCAAACAGGAACACUGAUGACCAAUAUUCGUUGGAUUCUCUCAGCAUUGUUUCCUACAGUUAAUCUUAAACAUGCUCUAUUCAAUAUUCGCUUACGCUCGAGUGAUCGAUGCAUUGGACCAGUGAAUUCAGUUAUGGGCACAAAUUAUUCAUUGAAUGAAUCAUGGUUAUCAUUGAGCGAACCUGGUCUAGGAAUACAGUGUUUAAUUUUUAUUGGUCAAUCGAUUUUCUGGUGGUUUAUUGUUAUGUUUAUUGAAGAAGGGUGGAAAAUUUGUUGGAAAAAAAUGCAAUACUGUUUUAAAAGACAACAACAACAACAACAAACUGCUCGCAGAAAAACAAACGAAUGGAAUGAUCAGCAACUUGAUACAGAUGUUCGAAAUGAACGUCAACUCAUUUUGAAUCAAAGUCAGUCGACCUCAUCGGCCAUUGUUAUCGUUCAAGAUCUUGUACAUGAAUUUCAGAAACCAAAAGACGCAUCAUCUACAACACGUAUCCAUAGAGCUGUUGAUCAUCUCAAUUUUUUCGUACCACCUAGUUCAUGUUUUGGCCUAUUGGGAGCCAAUGGAGCUGGUAAAACGACUACUUUUCGUCUGUUGAUCAAUAGUAUUCAGCCCACAUCAGGCGAAGUUUUUAUAAACAGAAUAGGGAACAAGGCUGAUAUUGGAUAUUGUCCACAGUUCGAUUGGCUCGUUGAUCAUCUUAAUGUCAGGGAAACAUUAACUUUAUUUGCUCGAUUGAAAGGUCUGACAUCAGCAGAUAUAGAUGAGAUUCACAUGACAAUGAUUCAAUGUUUUGGUCUUGAUACAAACCAAAAUCAACAAGUACAAAAUCUAAGUGGUGGAAAUAAAAGAAAGCUGAGUGCAUCACUUGCAUUUAUGGCUAAUCCGACAUUAAUCUUCUUAGAUGAACCCACUACGGGACUAGAUGCAGCUGCCAAACGAAAAGUAUGGAAUGUGAUUCGAACAGCUCGCGAUGCUGGCUUGACGAUUAUCAUGACAAGUCACAGUAUGGAAGAAUGCGAAGCAUUGUGUACUAGUAAGUUUUGUUUUCAUGAAAAAAUUCUACACAUCGUUCGAUCAUCUAUAGAAAUCGGUAUUAUGAAAGCCGGUCAAUUUCUAUGUCUUGGCAGUCUGCAGCACCUGAAAAAUCGUUUCGGCAACGGUUAUGUUGUCCAAGUAAAAGUAUCAAUCGACAAAUUGAAUCGAAUCAAAGAUGAGCUCGAAUCUACUUUGCCUGGCAUCAAAAUUGAAGAUGAAAAAAAUGGAAUGCUUUUUUGCCAUGUACCAGUAUCGACGACACCGAAUGAUCAUGUUCACACGACGUCACAUGCAUACAAUUUGGCAAAUGUAUUCGAAUUCUUCAAUCAGAAAAAAGAAAACAAUGACAUCGAAAGCUAUUCACUGACACAGACUACGCUUGAACAAAUAUUUGUUAGUCUUACUAGUGAUGAAAACGAGAAUCAUGUACCUUUGUCAGAUCUAGUAGCAAACGAAAAUUGUGCUUAA
Messenger RNA from Rotaria socialis, 5004 nucleotides. The record is from the annotation of a GenBank genome assembly. Lineage: Eukaryota; Metazoa; Rotifera; Eurotatoria; Philodinida; Philodinidae.